This is a messenger RNA of Batrachochytrium dendrobatidis JAM81, 2886 nucleotides long. RefSeq lists its product as uncharacterized. The transcript has 7 exons. The record is from RefSeq and is a predicted model, not a curated record. Bases 1 to 2886 code for a protein of 961 amino acids. Lineage: Eukaryota; Fungi; Chytridiomycota; Chytridiomycetes; Rhizophydiales.
AUGACUACAAGAGCAACAUUAUCUGAUAUAAGAAAUAACCUCACACUAUCCAAGUCCAAUAUCAGCAACAAUGUUAUUGGAGAAUCCCAGGAAACAUCUCAAAGUGGGCAGCAACUAGGUUCAGCUCAAACGCUGCGCGUUCAGCUUGAUGAAAGUUCAGCAUCUGGUCUUCAAAUACCCAUCCAAGCAUCGACAAAGGAAAAAAUUGGUGUUAAGCCAUAUCAACAGAAACAACUUGAAGAUAGCAAGUCAGGUUCACCAAAUCGAAAAACAUUUAAAAAAGACCAUUCCAAUACUCAUACUGCAUCCGAUACGUACAAUGAAGUACAAAUCGUUAUUGAAAAAAGUAUGCCAGACUUUAAACCGUUGUUGAACCAAGAAGAGCCUGGUCGACUUGCACCAUCACAGAAACAGCAUCAUUCGGACUCAAAGUCGAAACAGUCGAAAGCGCGACUUUCAUCAUUGGACUCUACUAAACCAGGCCGUCCCAUUCAACUGACUCCAAUUCAAUCCCAAGAUACAGCCUUACAGCAGCCUCCACAAAUAAACCUUUCAAUCAAUUCUGUAAUCCAAGAUUUCAAACGCUUUCAAGGCAGCCAACAACAUCCUGGAACAAUCCUCAAUAUCAUCACCUCGGAAGAUGAUCCAGUCGUUUACACCGAGUUUGACAUUCUCUGCAAUAAUCUCAUUCAAGUAUUAAGCAAUUUGGAAACAUCUAUAGAAGAUGUAACGGCUUGGAAAAAUGAUUUUCUCAAGCAAUCUGUUCCAUCUGAUGUCAAGCUUGAACUUACUCUACUGUUUUCCAAACUCUACCGGAGCAAAUCUGAUUUUCACCAGCCAUUUUUUGAUCUAGUCAAGGCUGUAAAAAUGUAUUCGCGUCCUUGGGGUGAUAAACGGAAUGCGCUGCUAAAGCUUCAAACGGAACAUCAGCAACAUCACCAUGUACUGGAUAUUGUGAUAAGAAAGCUGGAAAACAUGCAUAUUCAAAUGAAUAGAACAAAGGUACAUCAUCGAUUGGCAUUGUGGGAACGCCUAAUGUCUAAAUUGAUCAUGCAUCAGGAAAGCGAGCAGCUAAGUCUGAUCAAUGACGAGAAUGGCCAGAUUAUCAAUCGCAUAGGUACCACAAGUGCAAAUCUUGAAAGUAACUCCAACACAUUACAUGAAAAUUCUCAUGGUCGACAGUUCUCACCCCAAAGUAAUAUUUGUUUGACUAAAUCAAAGCAAGAUCGACAGUUUUUAAUAACAGAGGAAGCCCAUGCAAAGGAAAUUGCCUUGCUUAAACUAAAAUCCACAAUCCAGCUUUAUGCCACCAAUGAACCAGAAUGGCUUAUCCAUGUCCGGACUCUACUGAAACGAUUCAAACUCCAUUUGAAGAAAACGUUUCCUGGCUUGAAAAAUAUUCUAUCACAAAUUUUGAAACGGCCCUUUCCCGUUCCUGGACCAAGUAUGAACUACAUAUCUACAAAAACAGGAACUAUCAUGUUUAAACAACCAUCAUUUCCACGCCCUCGAUCGUACUCGUGCAAUGAUUUUAAACUAUUGCAUAUGCAUUAUCAAAACAUAGAUGACAUGAUUGACAAUGUGACAACUACAGAUGCUAUGUGCGACAUGCUAAUGGACGAUGCUGACGGUAAAAAAACACCUGAUCAGUCAAGGGAGAAAUCUAUUAAAAGCACCUUGUUUGGUACUGCAAAAAAAAACUUGCGAUGCAAUAGCCUCAAUACAUUAAUUGAUUUGGGGAAACGUGCCCACUUACGGAAACCAUUCACGAGAAACAGACUAAACCAUUCAAAUCACAGCUCACAAAACGACGUGGAUGAAAAUGAAUUUGAUUAUGAGUCGGAAGAUGAAAUUUCCGAAGCAAGUGCUCACAGUGCCAACUAUUCUGACUUGGACAAAAAGUACUUUCAACGAUUUAGAGACGAAGACAUUCAAAACAUUGUCAACACUUUUAUGGACAAUCAUUCAACAUAUACCAGCCAUACGGUUGAAAAUAAUGCACUAGGUAGCGGAAAGCAGACAAAAGUAGAUGUUUUUCAGAACCUUGAUGCAGACAAGGAGUUUUUUAGUAUGCAGGAGCUUGACCAAGCACAAAAAGAUCAGGAAGAUCUAAACACCGAAUGGGAAAAGCGUUACAUGACUAUACAAGAGCAACUUCAAAAAAUGGCUUUGUAUUACACAAAUCAAGCACGUUCAGGCGUACCAUCUAAUUCUGGAGAAAACGUACAUACUCCUCAGACAAAACAGUUCAAUACUGAUAUGAUUCGAAAUUUGAUUACUACUCCUGCAAAACGUGAUUGUAUCAGUUUUCGUCGAAAUACUAUGCCAGAAGACUACGAUGACUCGUCCGAAUUGCGGCUUGAUCAGCUUCAAGCUAGACUUGAACAUAGAAAACUGGUAUCUUUAGCUAAACGAACACAAAGCAUAAAAUCCAAAGUACGUGAGCUUCCUGCACGGAGACUUCCGCGCUUUACCUCCACACCCAUGGCUAUGGGUUUUAUGGAGCGACUGUAUUGGUUUACAGAAAUGUCGUUAAAGAAGCGUGCAGAAUCAAAAUUAAAAGUAACAGAGAUGGAAAAGGCAGCAAAUGAGCAAAAGCUGGCGUAUCUUCAACGGAUGGAUAGAAAUGACAUUGAAUCUACCAAUGGAAUGCUUACCGAAACAAACGGGCUGUUGGCAGAGUUUAUGCCCAUGCCUGGAACAGUUACUGGUUCAAAACAGCAUCGGGAUAUUUGGGCAGAUCAAGGCAUUUUGUCCCCAUGGGGUGGUCGAUUCAAGAUACAAACUUCCAAGCAAUUAGGAGGCAAAAAAAUCAAUGUUUUGAAUCUUUUUGACGUUGCCAUGAACAUUCCUGUUGAAUCGUUGCCCAAAAACAAUGGAAAAUAG